Messenger RNA from Clavispora lusitaniae ATCC 42720, 2370 nucleotides. RefSeq lists its product as uncharacterized. Lineage: Eukaryota; Fungi; Ascomycota; Pichiomycetes; Serinales; Metschnikowiaceae. The record is from RefSeq and is a predicted model, not a curated record. Gene Ontology annotation, molecular function: zinc ion binding.
AUGGCGCCAUUAGAAAGCGACAGCGAGUCGCGUCCCAAGCCCAAAACACAAAUGGUGCUAGGAGAGGCGCAGGCAGAAAACAGCGACUCCGACAGUUAUGCCAGUGAAGUCGAUUCCUUAGAGGAGGAUUUGGACCAGAUCGGCCGCCUCAACCUCCCGAAAUUGUCAGAGUAUAUAAAGCGGGACAGCUUUCCGCAUCUCCCCACGCUCCCCACGUUUGCCAGCUUCCCUAAUUUUCCCAACCUUCCGCCUUUGCCUACUUUGCCCACUCUACCAUCUCCGCCCAAUUUGCCAUCUUUUGAUCUUCCCGAUGUGUCCAAGUACAUCUCACAGUAUGUUGAAAAUGUGACCAGGCGGGCCAGUUUGGAAAAGGAUAAGUUCUCGCUGGAGACAGAGGCCCGCUUGGCAAAUUCUCUCAAGAUCGCCUUGGCCACGCGUAUCCAGAUGGCAACGUUUUUGAGUGAUCUCAAGGACGGCAUUUCAUUCCAAACAGCGAUAGAUCGACUCCAGCUUCUCACAGAUGUGGUUCACGAGGCAAUCACGCUUCCUGUUGACGAUGAUUCAGAGGCCGAGCUGGAGGUCGAGUCUGAAGCGGAAAUCGAGACUGAACCCGUGGGUGUUGACGAAAUUGUACACCGAGAACAGCCGCUUAUAACAGAGCUUGUUUUCCCAGAGAACAGGUCCGAUAAGGAUCCGGUGCGGCAGGAAGGGAAACGGAAGCGAAAAAGUAGAGUACGGCGAGAAGAUAUAUUGUCGGAUGGUUAUGACAGCAGCGUCUACAUGGGCAGCGACUUGGAGAACGUGGAAGAGCUCUCGCGGGAAGAAGCACGGGCAUUGACGCAUUUGGACUCGCUCGAUGAUUUUUACAAAGAGGACCUUCUCCGACAGAAGAUCCAGAAAAUCCAGAGAUUGGAGGGUCUCAGUCAGCGGCUGAAGAACAAGUUGGUGACUCGCCUCAUGAUGGGAAACUACUACAAGUACAUGGAUGAGCACCCAGGGGUGAUGGGAGAAGAGUUGGUGAUUCCAAAGGAGAGCGAAAAAAAGGAGGACGAAAAAGAUGUUCAGGUGGAAGAAAAAGACAGACUGGAGACUGGUGGAAAGGACAGACUGGAGACUGGUGGAAAGGACAGACAGGAGAUCGAGAAAACUGAGGAACAGGACGACCAAAAGGAUAACUUUAAAAAUACCGACACCGACGCACAAGAAGUCAAGGCAGACUCGAAAAAGACUUCACUCCUAUCCAAAGACCACACUGUGCCAUCCAGGCAGCGGUCCAACUCUGCUGCCUCCUACGCCUCUGCAUCGUCCGCAUCUUCUGCAUCCUCGGAGGUGCUUCUCACAGAAGAGGACCAGCAGCCGUCUUUCCACUCGCCUGGAGUCCUCGGCUGCACGCACUACCAGCUCAACUGCAAGUUGGAGUGUCCUACGUGCUUGCGCUGGUUCCCGUGCCGCUUCUGCCAUGACCAAGAAGUGACUAGCCACAAACUAAUUCGAGCCAAUGUGCGACACGUGCUUUGCAUGCGGUGCAACGUUCCCCAGGAGCCCGAUACGAACUACUGUGUCAACUGCGACGAGGAGUUGGCGUCGUACUUCUGCGCCAAGUGUGUAUUGUACGACAACGAUCCGGCAAAGCACAUUUAUCAUUGCGACAAGUGUGGGCUCUGUCGGCUUGGACUAGGCUUGGACAAGGAUUACUUCCACUGCGACGUGUGCAACAUCUGCUUGCUGAUUGACUUGCGGGAGCACCAUAAAUGUGUCACCAACACCACGCACUGCAACUGUCCGAUCUGCUCUGAAUACUUGUUCACUAGCGUCAGUAAAGUCGUCUUCAUGCAAUGCGGCCAUCUGAUCCACCAGUCGUGCUACGAUGAGAUGGUGAAGCAUCUGUACAAGUGUCCAGUUUGCAAGAAAACGGUGGUGGACGCAGCAGCGCAGUUCCGUAUUCUUGAUCUGGAAAUCCGCCUGCUGCCGUUGCCUCCGCCGUAUAAUUCGUGGCGCUGCAUCAUCAGCUGCAACGACUGUAAGGGCAAGAGCCGCUGUGCCUACCAUAUUAUGGGGCUAAAGUGCAAGUACUGCCACAGCUACAAUACCAACCAGCUCCAGCUCAUCAAGCCUGAAGAAGCAAAAGAAGGCACAGAGACAGAAGAAGAAGACGCAAUCAAUAACGACCGCAUAGCUUCGAUGCGGCUCAUCAAGACGAAUCUUAGCUCGAAUUUUGUGGUGGACGAGAGGAUCCAGAGCGAAGACGACAGCGGUUUUGGUCGCAUGAAACAAGCUCUUCUUGGUCACCGGGAUGCAGACGGAUCCAUAGCGGGGAUGUUCCAGGCCUUUGUGAACUCAGCCAUCGCAGGCGAUCUGGACCUGGAGUAA